Molecule: messenger RNA, 1578 nt
Organism: Varanus komodoensis (Komodo dragon)
Lineage: Eukaryota; Metazoa; Chordata; Lepidosauria; Squamata; Varanidae
Product: keratin, type II cytoskeletal 4-like
Exons: 9
Coding region: 1-1578 (525 amino acids)
Biological process (GO): intermediate filament organization; keratinization
Cellular component (GO): keratin filament
Molecular function (GO): structural constituent of skin epidermis
Source: RefSeq, a predicted model, not a curated record
AUGAGUCGGCAGCUGUGUGCAAAGCCUUGGGCUGGAGGGAGGGAGUUCAGUGCCGGCUCUGCCAUUCUCUUUGGGGGAGGCAGGAGUGUGGUGUCCACAGCAAGCCGCAGAAGCCUGGCAGGGGUGAGUGGGGGCGGUGGCUUUGGCAGCAGGAGCCUCUACAACCUCGAGGGAAGGAGAUGCAUUUCCCAGAGCGGGGCCCUGGGAGGCAGCCAGUGUGCCGCUGGGUUGGGUGGCAGCGUCCGGCUUUGUUGGGGCAGAUUUGCUGGGGGAGGGUGGAGCAAGGGCAAUGGAAGAAAUGGCCCAGGAUUUCCUUCCUGUCCACUGGGGAGCAUCCAGGAAGUGGUUGUGAACCAGAGCCUCUUGGCCCCCCUCAGCCUGGAAAUUGAUCCUGAGAUCCAGAGAGUGCGCAAGGAAGAACGGGAGCAGAUCAAGGACCUCAACGACAAAUUUGCUUCCUUCAUUGACAAGGUUCGAUUCCUGGAGCAGCAGAACAAAGUCCUGGAGACCAAGUGGAGUCUUUUGCUGCAGCAGCCCAGCUCCCACGUGGGGAACCGUGCUGAGCCGCUCCUUGAGGCCUUUGUCAUUAGCCAGAGAAAGCAGCUAAGCUCCCUUAUGUGCAAAAGAGGGAGGCUGGACUCAGAGCUGAAGAACAUGCAGGACCUAGUGGAAGAUUUUAAGCACAGGUAUGAGGAAGAAAUUAAUAAGCGCACAGCUUCUGAGAAUGAAUUCGUAUUGCUGAAAAAGGAUGCAGACGCUGCCUAUAUGAGCAAGGUGGAGCUGGAGGCCAAGGUAGCUUCUCUGACAGAAGAUCUCAGCUUCUUGAGAUGCCUUCAUCAGAAAGAGCUGACACAGUUACAAGGCCAGGUGGGCGACACCAGCAUCAUCCUCCAAAUGGACAACAGUCGGGACUUGGACCUGGACAUGAUCAUGGCUGAAGUCAAAGCUCAGUAUGAGGAGAUGGCAAGCAGGAGCCGAGCUGAAGCUGAUGCCAUGUACCAAAGCAAGUUUCAGGAACUUCAGCUCACUGCUGGGAAACAUGACGAUGCCUUGAAAAAUUCCAGGGUAGAGAUUUCUGAACUGCAUCGACUGAUCCACAGGCUUAGGGCGGAAACUGCAAACGUGAAGAAACAGUGUGACCAUUUUCAGUCUGCCAUUGCUGAGACGGAGGAGCGUGGAGAGCUAGCUCUCAAGGAUGCAAGCGAAAAGUUAAUAGACCUGGAGAUUGCCAUGCAGAAAGCUAAGGAGGAGUUGGCCCGUCUUUUGCGCGAUUACCAGGACCUUCUGAACGCAAAGCUAGCAUUGGAUUUUGAAAUUGCUGCCUACAGGACAUUGCUGGAAGGAGAGGAAUGGAGGAUGUCUGGAGAAUGUGGCAGUGCUGUGAACAUAUCUGUCGUUAGCAACAGCAGCAUGGGAAGUGCGCUGAGUCAUGGAGGAGGGUUCAGCACUGGAGGAGGAAGCGCCAUUUGUGGGAGCAGCAGGGGCAUUCUGGGAUACGGUUCUGGAGGCGGAGGAGGCUCUCCUGGCCUGAAAAUUCUAUCAAGUGCCUCUCCAAGCAAAAGGACAAGCAUAAGAUGA